UUAUACAUUAUUAAUAUGAUUGAGAAAAUAACAACGCAUGCACAAUUAAACACAAACGUAUGGCAGAAAGUAAUAUAUAAUAAAAAAUCAAAAAACAUUUCAAACAUUAAAACGUUGAAUAACGCAGUCGUCGUUAAUGGAUUACAUGCAAAUAAAAUAAAUUCAAUUAAACAAAAUACUAUUGCAGCUGCAUGUACUGCUAAUGAUACAAAAUCUAAAGUGGUUACAAGCAAAAGUAAUAUAUCAUCUACACUUCCCCCAACGAAGGAUCAUACAAACCAAAAACAAAUUAAAAUAGAGUCGACGAAAAAAUUAAAUUUAAAUAAGUCACUUAUUUCAAGCACAAGUCAAGCACAAAUAGUUGGUAACUCGCAUCGCCAACGAAAUCUAAUAAGACAAAUAAAACGUGCUCAUCGCCACCUACUGACGAGCGGUGGUAACGACAAUAACAAUGGCAAGAAACAUCAAACAGCAGUGCUGGCAACAUUAAAAAGUGAAAAAACCAAAUCAUCAGUGGUGAAUUGUCAAAAUACAAACAGCUGGUACUCGGCGAAACUACUAACACAACAACAGCGACUACAGCAGCAAAAGAAAAAAUUAAAGCAGCAAAACUUUGAGAAAAAUGCCCACAGUGUUGGCAGAAACAAAAGCAAACAAGUGCAAGUGCAAGUGCAAACGACAACAAAGGCAGGAUAUAAAAAGCAACAUAAAGGUAAACAAAGAAAACAACAAGCAAGAGAAAUAGAAAUAGGAACAACAGUGUGCAGUGAGGAUUCAGUGAUUUCAUCGCGUUGGAACUCAAUAGAGGAACAACUAGAUUUAUUAGAUAAACUUUUAUAUUAUUGUGAUGACGACGGAUAUGAACAAAACCAACAGUAUUAUUGUCAAUAUAGCAGCGUAGAUUACGAUAAUUUCGACGGCGCUUACUACGACGAUUCAUACAAGAGUGACUACAGUGAAAUGUCGCAAAGUGACACGCAAUCAACAAUAAGUAGCACGAGUGGUGCUGGUUCUGCUUCAAGUACACCAUCGCCAUUGGUACCUACAUCGCUAAGACGUAGAGGCCAUCAGAAUCACCCACGUUUUCAAGGUACACGCAGACCAACUGUGCCCAAUGUAAAAGAAAUCUUAGAAGCCUUGUAUCGAGGCGACUCACAAGGUGUGCUCUCUAAUAUACGUGCACAGCAACAGCAACAGCAGCAAGACGGUAGUGAGACAGAUACGAUAUCCACCCUAGAUGAAACGGGUUCACAAGAACUUGAAUUAGAAUCUUGUACAAAAUCAAACUUAAGCUUGCCACUUACAGAGUCCAUAACAAACUCUAUCUGCAGCAAUAGUCCCACGCCAACUGAUGAUAGUAGCAUGCUAGAUGAAGGCGUAGUUACAGCUCAAUUGCCUACAACAAAUAGCAAUACUCCUAUAUUGAAAUCAGGUAGAACAAAAGUUAAACGUGAAAAAGGCGAAAAGGGCGAAAGAGGCGAAAAAGUAGAUAGGUCAGAAAAAAAGAAGAAAUCAAGAAGAGAUAAAAAUAAACGUGCCUCCGCUUGCCCGAGUGAUGACACCGGUAAAGAUUAUUUGACUAACCCUGAUGAAGGCAUUGCGAAUGAUGAAGAUGACCAAUCAGCUGAGUGGGCCAAGCUACGUUGCACAAGUGAAGCUGCUGAAAUUGUAGCAGAACGUGAAAUACGACGCAAUAAACGUUGUGCUGAUUAUCCCGGCUUGGCUUUCGGCCGUUCCAUAUUCAGUUCAGAUACAAUGAUGAAAUUUAACAUAAUUCGUAAUGAAUUGCAUAAUAUAAUGAAAACACAGCUUAAACGGGCCGAAUCUGAAGUUGCUGCAUUAAACCGUCGCAUUCAAUUGCUCGAAGAAGACCUAGAGCGUUCAGAAGAACGUCUUGGAUCAGCCACAGCUAAGCUCUCCGAAGCUUCCCAAGCUGCUGAUGAAAGUGAACGGAUACGAAAAGCGCUUGAAAAUCGCACAAAUAUGGAAGAUGACAGGGUAGCUAUUUUGGAAGCCCAAUUAGCACAAGCAAAAUUAAUUGCAGAAGAAGCUGAUAAAAAAUAUGAAGAGGUUGCCAGAAAAUUAGUUCUCAUGGAACAAGAUUUGGAACGUUCUGAGGAAAAAGUUGAAUUAAGUGAAAGCAAAAUUGUGGAACUUGAAGAGGAACUUCGCGUUGUUGGUAACAACUUGAAAUCCCUUGAAGUAUCUGAGGAAAAGGCCAACCAACGUGAAGAAGAAUACAAGAACCAAAUUAAGACCUUGAACACACGUCUAAAGGAGGCUGAAGCCCGUGCUGAAUUUGCUGAACGCUCCGUUCAAAAAUUACAAAAGGAAGUCGACAGGCUCGAAGAUGAUCUUAUUGUUGAAAAAGAGCGUUACUGUCUAAUUGGUGACAGUCUUGAUCUGGCUUUUCUCGAUCUUAUACCUGGACUUGAACCAUUUUACACGGAACGUAAUCCUAAACCACCUACACCAAAAUUGCCAACACCUACACCUGAAGAAAUUGCUGCUAUGGAAGCUGCUAAAGCUGAGGCUGAAGCAGCAGCAGAAGCCGCAGCAGCAGGAAAUGGUGAAGCACCUACUGGUGAAGCAGCUGUAGAGGGAGUAGAAGGUGCAGCACCUGUUGAAGCGGAAGUAGUACCAGAAGCACCUAAAGAACCAACUCCACCACCACCGCCACCACCACCAUUUGAAUAUUCAAUAGAUUUGCCACCAGAAGGUGCUGAAGUACCAUACGUCAAAAACUAUGAGCCCCCACCACCCGGUUCUGAGGAACAAGCCGCACCGGUAGAAGGUGCACCACCAGCAGAAGGCGCACCUUCAGCAGAGGGAGCACCACCAGCGGAAGGUGCAACAACAACAGAGGCUGCACCACCAGCAGAUGUUGCAGCUGCUCCUACAGAAAGUGCAGGACCUGCUUCUGAUGCCGCUCCAGCAGCAUCUACUGCAGAAGCUUCAACAGCUGCAGAGGCUGCACCCGCUUCGGAAUCUGCUCCACCUGCAGAAGCUGCACCGGCUGUUGACAAUGCACCUGCAGGCGAGGGGCAAACUACGGAACCUGCACCAGCUGCUGACGCUCCUCCAGCAUAAAUCAGGCUACACAUAUAUUGCAACUAAUUUUUUUUGCAUGCUAAUUAUAAUUUUGUAUUUUUUUUAAUAUUUUAUUUUUUUGAGAUUAUAAUAAAUGGCUGACAGCAUAAAUAAUUUUAAAUUUUUAUUUAUAAAAAAUGAAAGUUCUUUUGAAAAACAAGAAAGAAACUCCGUUCUUUCGCCUCUGCUUUGCCUUUUUUGUAAUUAAAGUUUAAAGCAAUUUUACCACCAACUACUAAUGCCAAGGCUAAAAAUUACGAAUGUGCUGCUUUAAUUAAGGUAAUAAAUUUUUUUAUGUUUCAUAUUAUUUAUUUUAAAUAUUUUGUUUUAUAUAUUAUUUGUUAUAUUGUUUUAUAUAUUAUUUGUUAUAUUA
Messenger RNA from Teleopsis dalmanni, 3463 nucleotides. It is a transcript of the gene Tm1, whose product is annotated as tropomyosin-2. Gene Ontology annotation, molecular function: actin filament binding. The transcript has 8 exons. Gene Ontology annotation, cellular component: actin filament. The record is from RefSeq and is a predicted model, not a curated record. The coding region runs from base 16 to 3090 and encodes 1024 amino acids. Gene Ontology annotation, biological process: muscle contraction; actin filament organization. Lineage: Eukaryota; Metazoa; Arthropoda; Insecta; Diptera; Diopsidae.